Messenger RNA from Sphaeramia orbicularis (orbiculate cardinalfish), 1579 nucleotides. RefSeq names its product UBX domain protein 1 (gene ubxn1). Gene Ontology annotation, biological process: negative regulation of protein ubiquitination; negative regulation of proteasomal ubiquitin-dependent protein catabolic process; negative regulation of protein K48-linked deubiquitination. The record is from RefSeq and is a predicted model, not a curated record. Gene Ontology annotation, cellular component: nucleus; cytoplasm. Gene Ontology annotation, molecular function: K48-linked polyubiquitin modification-dependent protein binding. NCBI's taxonomy places the organism in Eukaryota, Metazoa, Chordata, Actinopteri, Kurtiformes, Apogonidae.
AAAACGCUUCUCUGGUGUCGUUCUGUUUGACCUUUCUGGGUUUCCGUACAGUUGAAGCGGCGUUAACUGAUGUGUGAAGAUGGCAGAGGUAACAACACUAGAGAGUCUGUUAGAGAUGGGCUUUGACAGGAACAGAGCGGAGAAAGCUGUGGCCAACACUGGAAACCAGGGAAUUGAACAAGCUAUGGACUGGUUAAUGGAACAUGAGAAUGACCCAGACAUCGAUGAGCCUUACGUGCCACCUGUGGGGAAUGUCCUGGAAGGAGCAUCAGACAAUGAGCCCAGCGCACAGAUGACACUAGGAGACACUGCUGAAGAUAGGGAUGGCGACUUCAUUACAACCCAGGAAGGUAUAAAACGGCCGAUGACAGAGGAAGAGAAACGUGAUCAAGUCAAAAGGCUAGAGGAGCUGAUGCGGGUGAAACAAGCAGAGAGAAGAGAGCGUGAGCGAGCAGAGGAGGUGGAGAAGGAGAAACAGCGAAGGAGGCAGGGCCAAGAACUGCAGCAGAUCCGCCAAAAGCUACAGGAUGAUGAUAUGAAGAAGUUAGCUGAGCAGCGCAGGCGAGAGAAGAUGGAGGACAAGCUGGCAAGGCAAAGGGUCAAAGAGAUAGCACGAGACAGAGAGGAGCGAGCACAGAAGUUCGGAGGUGGUGGAUCUUCCACCACGGCUACGUCAUCUCAGCCUGCUCAGCCAAGUCCCUCAUCACCCACCAGUCAGGGUCCUCCACCCACUAAGAAGGAGUAUGAUGAGUCUAGGAUACAGGUACGUCUAUUGGACGGCUCGACCAUCACAACAGUCUUCAAGGCCCAGGAGCCGCUGGCGGCAGUGCGCGUCUAUGUACAAAUGAACGGCAACACACCUGAGGGUCAGGACUUCACACUGCUGUCACUGUAUCCCCGUCAUGUCUACACCGAGCUGGACAUGGAGAAGCCCCUCAAAGAGCUGGGUUUGGUGCCUUCGGCUGUACUGCUUGUUACCAAAAAGUGAGAUCAGGAGGAUGUUCUCUGUGAGCCUACCUCACCACUACACUAUCAACACAAAACACCAGAAAGAGACUGACCCAGAAGAGAGACUCCAUAUCUGAGUAUCAUUUAAUAACCAGCUACCUGAACUAUAGCCAAGAGGUAAAACUCAGAGCAGGACUACUCAGAGAAUGAAUGACCAACAAUAAUGGUUGGCUUGUUUUCAUCGAUCUUUCUAAUGACUUUUACUCAGUUAAGGUGGCUGGCUUUUGAUUGAUACUUUAAGAAGCACUGCUCAUGUUUUUCAACAGUACAUUUAUAAAACAGUCAAAACUCAACUCUUCAGUUUUACCCUGAUCUUUACAUGCAUUGAUAAUAAAGUAUCACAUAAGAUCUACUCGAUUGGUUCUGAAAGGGCCUUAAAUUUACUUCCCCACAAUCUUCCUGAUUUUGUGGCAUACAUACUUUAUCAGUUUUUUAUAUGUUAAAAUAUACUGACAGUUAAUCACUAAGAAACCACUUAAAAUAAAGCUGACAUGGAGAAUUGUGACUGGAUUGACUUUUUUAAAAAGCAACAACCACAAAUCAGAAAAAAAAUUGGGACAGACUAGAAAAU